AUGUCAAUCACUCCUUCACGCGAUAUAUACGACUUGGCGCAAAGAAGACGCAGUCUUCUCGAUUGGCAAUUCCCUCAAUUGGCAUUGAUGCCAUUCGACGAGGUGGCAAAUUGGAUUGAACGCUCUCGACGAACACUUGGUGACGAUAUCAUGAGCAUGCAUAGGAACUUGUUUUCUCUUGAGCCUUUCGCUGCCAUGGAUGCGGCUUUGAACAAGAUGAUGAGUGAGAUGAGUGCCAUCGAGCCUCGUGAAUUCCACCCUGAAGCAGAGUUCACUGAGGUUGGUGCACUGGACUUCCUGAAAGAUGCCUACGAAGUAGGGAAAGACGGCAAG
Rodentolepis nana is the source of this 333-nucleotide messenger RNA. The record is from the annotation of a GenBank genome assembly. Lineage: Eukaryota; Metazoa; Platyhelminthes; Cestoda; Cyclophyllidea; Hymenolepididae.